Molecule: messenger RNA, 2673 nt
Organism: Amaranthus tricolor (Joseph's coat)
Lineage: Eukaryota; Viridiplantae; Streptophyta; Magnoliopsida; Caryophyllales; Amaranthaceae
Exons: 2
Coding region: 382-1713 (443 amino acids)
Source: RefSeq, a predicted model, not a curated record
CGAGUACAACAUAAACUCGAAUUAGUAAACUCUACACAAGUAAUGAAUCAACUAAUCUCCUAUUCCAUUAAUAAAACUCGAUAAACACAUAAAAUUCUCCAUUAAUAGAACUUCAAAUAAUUUCAUCGUCUUCUUUUUUAUUCUCUCUAAAUUGACAAAAUCUCUCUCUAAUGAGAGUGAAUUGAUGGAAUGAAAUAUUUGUGUUUGAGAGUGAAAAAACCCUUUCCAUGGAUUCUAUAACUUCGCCCUUUACUUCACCCUCUUUUUUCUUUUGAUCGAUUCCCAUUUCUUGUUUCUACUGCUGACUGCAUUGCUAAAUCUCUGCUCUUUGCUUCUUUAUUAGGAGGUGUGCUGCUGUACCUGAUUAUCUAGAAUAUCACAAUGUAUAAACAAUCUCCUAGUAGGAAUUAUAGAUCCAAAGGAAUUAGAGUGAAGCACAUUUUGCAACUCUGUGUCUUGGUGGCUGUUUGCUUUUGGUUACUUUACCAACUCAAAAUUUCUCAUGAGAAGAGAAAGGAAUUUGAGUCAAACGAUGAGAAGCUUGCAGAAAAGGUGCGAAGUGAUGGUGUGAUUCGAAGAUUGGGGAGAAAAGAUAUACCUAGAAUAACAGAGAUAGCUAAAAAUGGUGAAAAGCACGAGGAAGAUGAAGAGGAUGAAGACAGUGAAGAGGACGAAAAUAAACACCUAGAUGAUGAAUCAGAACGAGAAGAUAGUUUAGAGGAAAGAAUAAGUGGAGAUGAUGAGAUGUAUGAACAUGAACCUGAAAAAACAGAAGAGGAAGAAGUAGACGAGGAAAGAGAGAGGGAUGAAAACCCUGCUGAAACUGAAGAAAAUGAGGAUACUCAUGAAGAAGAGGAGGAGAAUGAUGAAUCUGGUAAGGAAGAUCAUACUGAACUCGAAGAACAUGAUGAUGAUGAUCGGGACCUUGAUUCAGAAAGAAGCUUCGAUGAGGCCCAAGGAGUGCUAUACAAGGCAGAUGAUGCAUCCAGUGAAGUUGCUCAUAAUGUUCAGUCUAUCAAUCAGAAAACUGAGAAUGUCACGAUGGGCCAUGGACGUGAAAUUUAUGGAAAAACUAAGUUCGAACAAGGGCAUGGAAUCAAACUUUCUGAUAAUACGGAUGAGUAUAUUAAAGAUGUACUACUAAAAGAAAAUGUCAACAGUGCAGCUUCCGAUGCCACUACUAAACCGAAGAUGAGCGAAGUCAACGUGACAAAGCCUGGUGAUAGCUCAGUUCAGAAUUCAACUGUUACCGAUAGUGAACUUUCCGCAACGCUGCUUCCUAAUAGAACACAAACAGAACUUGAUUUCAAUCUGUCCCAAAAUGGCACGGUUGAUUUUAAAGCUACAGUCACAUAUGACAAGAAUCAACAGGAAACUACUGAAAACGCUAUUAAAAUUGAGAAUGUAAAUACCAAUACAACAUCAGCUUCAUCUGAGGCUUCAAAUAAUAAAAGUUUCACAGACGCUGCUGAAGAUAACGCUGUAGGUGAUGCAACUCAGGUUAUGAAAUCAGAAGACGGAGGAACUGGUGACACAGAUGAAAUUUCCGUGUUUCACUCCAAUGACGGUACAGAUGCCAUUCAGCAUGACCCAAUUGAUGCUUCAGAUACUACAAUGCUUGCACAUGAGGAAACAGAAUUCCACACAGAUUUGAACACGCUGCCCGAAAUCAAAAGCAAGGUUCAUGACACUGAAGAUGCUGUAUCAGAGUGAAAGUCCAGAUAUUGCAUGUGAGUACUUCUACUGACUACUGAGUAAUCUUUUUCCCGACCCUAUAAAAAGCUGUAAUCUUAGUAUUUUUUUUCUUUUUUUUACGUAAGUAUGUUAGUAAUCGAAAACAAUGAUUUCAAGUUUGUGGUAAAUGUAGGCGAGUUAAGUUUGUUCAACUACAUGUCUCUUGUUGGACUCGUGCCCGUGGUUGAGAAGCAAAACCUUUUUGUUGGGGUAUAAAAGAUUCCUCAAAUUAGAGAGGGAAAGUAUCAGGUCAGGCCCUUAAACGUUACAGAAAUCGUGAUUAUGGGAUUGAAGCCAUAAGCAAGCCAAAGUGAUUCGAGUAGUCGUCUUACUGCAUUUUUCUUUUGAUGUAUAGAGACCGAGUUAGGGCAUUGGUGUAGACUGUAGAGGGAAUUCAAUCAAAGGUCAUAAGUUCCACUUCCAUACAACUUAUCUGAGCAUUGACUAAACCAGUAUGCACACCUACAGACCACUAUACAGAGAAUCAAUCAAAACUCUGAGAAUUUAUGGAAAUUAUGAAGCACAUUGGGAGCUUCCAUUGCAUUUUCAAGGAAACUCAUUGAGAUACAUUUUCAUGGAAACUCGUUGAAACUUCAAACCUAGUUAGAAAUUGGAACUUCCACUACAUUCCCAACUCAAUUUAGUCUCCUUCAAUUGACUGGAAUAAUACCAUAAUAGAGAAUGAAAUUAGAAGUUGACGGAGUAAGUAACGUAUUAUGAGGUUCCAACCAUCAACUUAAAUCAGAAAUCAGUGUAACGAAAGGUAACGAGUUUGAAUCUCAUUCGUCACUCAUUUCACGUGGAAUAUUAGAUAUGAAGAGAGUCUAUGUUGUAUCCUCAAUUCUAACUCAAAGUGUUCUUGUGUGAGGGACAUGAUAGUAUGAUAAAUAUGUUAUGGGAACCUUUUAAGAUAAAAUACCCCUUCUUAGUCUUCACUAU